AUGGCGCGCGCGCUGGGGCCCGAGCGGCGGCUGCUGGCCGUCUACACCGGCGGCACUAUCGGCAUGCGGAGCGAGCACGGCGUGCUCGUCCCUGGGAGUGGCCUAGCCGCUGUCUUGAGGACACUGCCCAUGUUCCAUGAUGAAGAGCACGCCCGGGCCUGUGGCCUUCCUGAGGACACGCUGGUGCUGCCGCCCGCCAGCCCCGCGCAGAGAGUCACUUACACGGUGCUGGAGUGCCAGCCCCUCUUUGACUCCAGUGACAUGACCAUCACUGAGUGGGUUCAGAUUGCCCAGACCAUCGAGAGACACUAUGGGCAGUACGACGGCUUUGUGGUCAUCCACGGCACGGACACCAUGGCCUUUGCAGCCUCUGUGCUCUCCUUCGUGCUGGAGAACCUGCAGAAAACCGUCAUCCUCACUGGCGCCCAGGUGCCCAUCCAUGCCCUGUGGAAUGAUGGCCGGGAGAACCUGCUGGGGGCCCUGCUCAUGGCCAGCCAGUACGUGAUCCCUGAGGUCUGCCUGUUCUUCCAGAAUCAGCUGUUUCGGGGCAACCGAGUGACCAAGGUGGACUCGCGCAGGUUCGCGGCCUUCUGCUCCCCCAACCUGCCCCCUCUGGCCGUUGUGGGUACCGACGUCACAAUCAACCGGGAGCUGGUGAGGAAGGCCCGAGGGAAGGAUCCGCUGGUGGUGCACAGCAGCAUGGAACGGGACGUGGGCCUGCUGCGCCUCUACCCUGGGAUCCCCGCGGCCCUGGUCCGGGCCUUCCUUCAGCCGCCCCUGAAGGGCGUGGUCAUGGAGACCUUCGGCUCGGGGAACGGGCCCACCAAGCCGGACCUGCUGCGGGAGCUCCAGGCCGCGGCCGAGCGGGGCCUCGUCAUCGUCAACUGCACUCACUGCUUGCAGGGCUCCGUGACCUCUGACUACGCAGCUGGCAUGGCCAUGGCAGGAGCGGGCAUUGUCUCCGGCUUCGACAUGACAUCGGAGGCCGCCCUGGCCAAGCUGUCCUAUGUGCUGGGCCAGCCUGGGCUGAGCCUGGACGGCAAGAAGGAGCUGCUGGCCAGGGACCUUCGGGGGGAGAUGACGCUGCCCACUGGGGCCGAGCGCCGGCCUUCACUGAGUUGCAGUGCGCUGGGCCGGGGGAUUGCCCAGCUCCUCACUCUGAGCCAGGAGGCCGAUGCCGUACGGGAUGCUCUGAUGCCGAGCCUGGCCUGUGCUGCGGCCCACGCGGGCAACCUGGAGGUGUUGCAGGUGCUUGUGGAGCUGGGCAGUGACCUGAGCCUAGAGAACUUUAACGGUCAAACUCCUCUGCACGCGGCCGCCCGGGGAGGCCAGGCCGGGGUGGUCAGCAUGCUGCUGCGGGGAGGGGUGCACGUGGGCCCCCGGGACGAGGACGGACUGAGCCCGCUGCUGCUGGCCGUGAAGGGCAGGCACCGGGGUGUCAUUGAGCUGCUGAGGGCAGCUGGGGCCUGCCUGUCCCCCCGAGAGCUGGAGGACGUGGGGACAGAGCUGUGCAGGCUGGCGUCCAGAGCAGACCUUGAUGGCCUUCAGUCAUGGUGGCAGGCGGGGGCUGACCUGGGCUGCCCGGGCUACGACGGGCGCAGUGCCCUGCUUGUUGCAGAAGCAGCUGGGAACCUGGAAGUGGUGACCUUUCUGCAGAAGCUCCAGGGUGGGGCUGGUGCCCAGGCCCCAGGCCCAGAAGUGCUGCCUGGUGUCUAA
This is a messenger RNA of Callorhinus ursinus (northern fur seal), 1716 nucleotides long. Lineage: Eukaryota; Metazoa; Chordata; Mammalia; Carnivora; Otariidae. The record is from RefSeq and is a predicted model, not a curated record.